UUAAUCUCUUUUACCUUACAGAAUAAGAAACUGAUGAAGCCGGCUGAUCAAAAGGAAUCGGCACGCCGUCCCUUCAUCUUUUAUAGGAGUCAGGUGGGCUCCCAGAACUUGCUGGAGUCAGUGGCUCACCCCGGAUGGUUUGUCUGCACCUCCUGCAAUUGUAAUGAACCUGUUGGAGUAACAGAUAAACAUGAGCAUAAGAAACACAUUGAAUUUUCAUUUCAUCCAGUUUGCAAACCUGAAAUGAGCCCCAGUGAGGUCAGCGAUUAGGAAACUACCCCAUCAAAUGCUUUCCUGGCUAACUGGCCUAAUUAUAUAAAAACCGAAAUCCUGCUCACUAA
Sapajus apella (tufted capuchin) is the source of this 341-nucleotide messenger RNA. RefSeq names its product interleukin 37 (gene IL37). The record is from RefSeq and is a predicted model, not a curated record. The annotation marks the transcript as partial. Gene Ontology annotation, biological process: inflammatory response to antigenic stimulus; positive regulation of gene expression; cytokine-mediated signaling pathway. Gene Ontology annotation, molecular function: interleukin-1 receptor binding; cytokine activity. Gene Ontology annotation, cellular component: nucleoplasm. Lineage: Eukaryota; Metazoa; Chordata; Mammalia; Primates; Cebidae. The transcript has a single exon.